CCACGACUGCAAAUACCGCAGCUGCAAGAAGCAAACAAAGUGAAACUGAGGCGACUUUCACUUUUGCGUGCAAUCCAAAUACGUGCCAAGGAGGCGUGAAGACUCUCUUACAAGGAUUCCAGUAAAAGCCCGUCGCCACAAAUAGUAAUAGCGUUUUAUUAUAUAUUUGAUCAUUCAUUCACGUUCACCGAGUUGCAGCUCCGCCUCCGUCUUCUUGCCGUGUUUUCGACCAGCUCGAGCUCCAGCGGCGCACUUUCGAGCACUGGGACGUCCCAUAACAGUCGACGAGGAGGACGAUUGAUUCCAUUUGUUAUAGUAGAUCUCGACUUCUCUCCGACACUCGAGUCGUCUUCCAGCAGGCACAGCAUGUCAAGCGGACCGACUGGUACCACACGGCGCUCCCGAGCGCAACGCCGGAAGCAGCUGCAACGCGAGGAGCUGCAGCAGGCCCAAACUUCUACCGCUACUGAAGAAGUGCGCGGCAGUGCUACGACCACGUCUACGUCUUCCGGAGCGCCCGGCACCUCCGGGGGCUCGAGCUCUUCCUCUGAAGAAACGGGCAACAUGAAGAUCAACAACACGACCACGACAAUUCGCGGGGAUCCCCCUGCGCCUGGGCCCAAGCACGAAUGGAACGAAACGAAGACUCCGUUGACCGGUCCUUCUUGCUCGACACCGUUGCAGCUUCAGGGCGGCGCGAUGACAAGUGCAGGAAAGAACGAUCGUGGGUGGUCUUCUUCCUCAGAGCAGGACGGCUCGUCCUCGACGACCGCUUUGUUGCCGAAAAAUGCGUGUGCUUAUCCUGUCGUGCAAAGGUGUCGUAUAAUUUGUACGUAAUUGCUCUUGUUGAUAAGUUUGUACUACUGCCUGACAAGAAGAAAGCUAAGCAAGACAAACCCAGGUGCUGUCGCUUCUUACUCUUGACGAAUGCAUCUUCAGCAGUACAACAUACCGAAUGCUAGUUGCUUAUGCUGGAAAAAUUUGCAUAAAAUACUAUGCAACUAGAUGAACUUUGUUCUACGUACUACUACCUCGAUAGUGCUUUUGCAAUGCAUAGCGGUGAUGAUGGUGCUCUUUUCGCCGAAGCCCAUGCCGACACGGGAAACACAAACGCCGAGGCGUGCGAGGUUCUUGCUGGUGCGGAAACGACCAGUGACAAGAUGGCCUCGAAAACCUUUUCCAGCGGCGCAGAUGAAGUGACUGGUAUCGACGAGGAAAGCACGACACCCAUACAUAGCACGAGAAAAAAUCGAAGUCCAAUUUGUGUUGCUGUUGCUACAUUUGCGCCAAGCAAAAUUGGAUGCUAAUAUAGGCUGCCGCAACAGCUUGGAUGCUAUUUUUUUGUCAUGCACAAUAAAAGAGAAUACCAAUACACAUGCAGUUUCAGUUGCGCUUAGAAGUCACGGGAUGGAUAGUAUGACGGGAAGGAAAGGACUCCUUUCAAAGGAGUUGGGCAUCAAAAUAGUUUCUCUUGCUCAGCAUUCCGGAUAUCGAUGCAUAACACUACACAGGAAUUCGAGAUGUUAGAAAUGCAUGAGCAGCACUUUCGCUGUAUUUUUUUUCCUCCUUUUGUGAUAUGAGACGGGUGUAUUUUUUUGUAGGAUAAAAAAAACGGGGGGCCAAAUUAUACGCAAACGCGUUAUUGACAAGAACGCCGACUUGGGGCCAUUGCUGAGCGGGCGCUACGCUUUCUUUAUGCUGAUUUUGUUGUGUCUCAUCGCGCUUUUGGCUACUUCAUUCGCCAUUUGGGAAAUGUGCACCUUCCGCUUCAAUGGUACUGGUAUAUAUUAUUAUGGCCACCCUGCUGCUGCUCACCUGUUCUCAAGGCUUGAGAUAGAAGAGGCUCUUGCACGUCUACUAAUAUUUGUUUGUUUUAUUGUAUGCCAGGAUCAGGAGCAGCGUACUCUUCUUCACGUAUAGGAAUUAUUUUUUUGACUAUACUCAAUUGGCGCCGUUCAUCCUGUUCGUUCAUAUAGAAAAUUUCAAAUUUUCGCUGCUUUCGACACACAAAAGUCAAAAGAAAACAGAAACACCCGGACGCAGAAGAGCAUCUUUGGCUAUACUGCAUCUCUAAAUCCAGAGUUUUACUGACGUUUCUGCAAUCGAAUAAGAUAGAAGAUCAAGAUGCAGAGAUGAGAGUGCCGGCACAAUGUAUGAAGACUCAUAGACAAGACCCGCCGCGACUACUCCUGUAGUAACCCGCGGCACAGCCCGAAAACUACAUGAGGCUAUGACUUUUGUGAACGUCCACCACAUUUAUGUCACGAAUAAUAUAUGUAUGCCCGGGCAGCAGCAGGCUAGCGAGCCUGUGAGUCUAGGCUGAGGAUGGUCGGGCGGUAUUUUAUGCCCUGUCCGCCCUCAGCCCUUUAGUGUGCGGUAGCCAGGACUUGAGAAGAUUAGUCAGGACAACCCACCGACUUUCGGGGUGGUAUUUGUUUCGCCUGCCCUCCCUCCCAGUUGUUUCAAGGUGGUUGCGUUACCACGGAUGGGCCGCUAAGACCUCGCGCCGCCCUUUUCUUACGGGGUGUGACAGAGGUCCAUGUCUUCCAUCGCGGGUCAGGUGCUCCAUCUCCCUGGGCGCCUCGGCGACGCGGUGGGGGACUGCUCCCACCGAGCGGUCAUCCAUUGGGUGGCCCGUCUGCGGUAACUGCAUAAAAUUACUCAUCCCAUUAACAUUAUCUCCAUCCCAUCUUCGCAGGUGACGGAGUGAGCAUCCCUUUUCCGAGGCAGAAAAGCGUCGAGACACUUCUAGCUCGCCGUGCUGCCAACAUUCUUCGUGAAAAGGCUGCGCAGCCUCAACCGCAGUAUGACUCGCUCGGUGGUGGCGAUCUUACCUGUUGCAAGAAAUCUGACAGGAACAACUUGUCAAGAGCAUUACGCUACUUAACAAGCCACAUUUAAAUUAAGACACGAAGAUGCAAAGGACCUACGGAAAUAUGCGUCUAACAGGAGGACUUCUAAUCUAAUGAUUAGCUGCUUGUGCUGUUUUGUGAGUCAUCAAUGACAUUGACAAUGACACGCAGCAGCUGCAUCCACAAGAGUGCUGCAGAUAGCCAGCAAAAAUGACGUGCGACGUAGACCAGCGAAAGUAGGAGCGUCAAUGCAUUCAUCAUUUUUAAUAAACAUAGGACAACAUCAAACCUCACCAGACAACAGUUGAGAUUGUAAACACACCUUAGCCAGCCAUACGCAGCCCACUGCCGCUGGUGGUUCCGCCCUGGACGUGGCAUCGAUCGAAAGCGGUGACUCUGCCGUCGUCCACGACGAGGACCGUGGCACGACCGGGGACGGGGGGCUGGCUUUUCUGCAGCGUGGCAGAGGCACGACCGCUGAGGACGCGCAGCACGCAACCGCAUCAUCUCCAACGGCCUUGGCCUCCUCGACGGGGGAGCACAAGCUCCCUUUGCUCGCCAGGGUGCGCACGCGGCUGGUAAACCUGCUCCCGGAACAGCGCACAAGCGGGGAGCCGCCGCGCUCCUUCCUGCAGCUGCGGGCUGGAAACGAGAUCUUUGAGGACUCGUCCUCUGGGGGGCGCGGUGUGGUCUAUGCCUCAUCUUCUUCACCUGCUUCCUCCGAACAAGUAGCGGCGACUUUGCCGCAGAUCAAACCCGUCGCCUUCUUGAGCAGGAGCAACCGGAGAACCACUGCCCUGCCACUAGCCGGCAGCAGCGACGAAAAUUCGGACGCUGCAGGCGCUUACUCUCCUGGAGGUCGUGGGGCUGUCGCCGUUUCCGUUUCGUUUCUACGGAAGGGCCGGGGCGGGCACGACGUUGCUUCCACGAGCGGGCGCUCCGGAGAGGCCUUCCUGGCGCGCGGCCGUGGCAAGAGGACCAAAGCAGUCACGCCGGAAAAGCCACGGGAUCUCAGCUCCACGACGUCGAAGGUGCAGCAUCAACAGCCGCACACCUCUUUCUUGGGCCGAAAGGAGCACAAGCAGGCUCAAUGGUCCUCCCAUAUUGAAAUUGCGACCGACGGCGACGUGACAUUCACGAAAACCGAGCGACCUCUCAGAUUUUUAGAGCGCGGCCGCGCGGCAGCCACUCGGGUGGAUCAGCAGCACGAGCAGCUGCAGCAGGGUUCCUUUUUACAAAACAAGAAUGUCGCAGAGGAGACGCCGCGGCGCAGCCUCCUCUCGCGCGGCCGGACGGGAAGAGCGACAGCAUCCAGGAGCAUCGAGCCGAAAGGAGGCGUCCUCGCGGAGGAGUGA
This is a messenger RNA of Amoebophrya sp. A120, 4207 nucleotides long. The record is from the annotation of a GenBank genome assembly. NCBI's taxonomy places the organism in Eukaryota, Dinophyceae, Syndiniales, Amoebophryaceae.